Molecule: messenger RNA, 3522 nt
Organism: Phasianus colchicus (ring-necked pheasant)
Lineage: Eukaryota; Metazoa; Chordata; Aves; Galliformes; Phasianidae
Gene: HRG
Product: histidine rich glycoprotein
Biological process (GO): negative regulation of endopeptidase activity; negative regulation of fibrinolysis; regulation of platelet activation
Cellular component (GO): blood microparticle; extracellular region
Molecular function (GO): zinc ion binding; cysteine-type endopeptidase inhibitor activity; heparin binding
Source: RefSeq, a predicted model, not a curated record
CUCUGAUUCAAAAGCAGAAUACUGGCUUUAUCAGAGCAUGAGCAGAAGUGACCUAACACCACAAACAAAAUGCUGCGUAUAACUUCAGCCUUUUUUCUAGCACUACUGCACUGUUGCAAUGCCCAAACCAAAACCAGCCAGGCCGCUGCACCUACAGACUGUGAGACCAUUGAGACGGACGCAGGAAUGGCGCUGGAUCUGGUGAACAGACAUCGCCAGGACGGCUUCGUGUUCGGCCUGUUCCGUGUUGCUGAUGCACACAAACUACACACGGAAAAUUCAUCAGUCCUUUACUUAACUUUGGAUGUGCUGGAAACUGAAUGCUCCGUGUUGUCUGGAAGACCCUGGGAGACUUGUGAAUAUGGUGAUCUCUAUUCCAUGGACUUUGGGCAAUGUAAGAUUAUCACAUAUACAAGCCAGCUGCUGAAGAAACCUAAAUUAUAUGGAUAUAAUUGUACAUUAAGUCCAGUUCCUCCCGAUUUAAUAGAGUGCAAAGAUUGUCCUGUAAAAGUUGAAGUCUUAGAAGUCACUGAGGAACAUAAAGAUCUUGCUGCAAAGCUCCUGGAAAAAUUCAACCGUGAGGGUAACCACACAAACUACUUCAAAGUCAACAAAGUUGAGAAGAUUCUAAAGGCAACUGCCUCCCGUGAAGCUCACAUUUUAGGAUUCUCUAUAAAAGAGACCAACUGUUCCAGAGGAGAAAGAGAACAGCAACAAGCAGAUGAGCCACUGGAAUGUGAAUUUCUGGAUGACUGGCAUGCUCGCACAGGAUUCUGCAAGGCAAGAACUGUUAGUGAUCCAGAUGAACCCAAUGGAAUAGAAAUAAACUGUGAACUCUAUCAUCCCUGGCAACGUUACUAUGGACAAAGAUGCAAAUCUCCAGGUCCAGGUUGGUCACAGAAGCAUCCCCAUCAUCACAGACAUCGUCACAGGCAUAGAGGUCCAGCUACCUUUCAGUUCAAACCUGAAGACCCUGAGCAUAACCAUGGUUUCAACAAAGAUCAUCAGGACAGCCACGAAGAACCUCCUCCUCCCUGCCACGGUAGACAUCAUCACCACCCUCACCCUCCACACCGUGGUCUGGCUCCUUCCCAGGGGGAACCAGAGAACCCCUCUUCCACUCCUCUCUAUGACAAACAACAGAGUCCUCCUCUUAUUCAAGAGAAAUCUGAUUUUCCCAAUUCCACUCCUCCUCCUUAUGAUGAGCAACAUAGCCCUCCUCCUCCUCCCCAUCAUGGACCACACUACCCUCCUCGUCACGGACAUCAUCACCCACACCAUCCUCCCCAUCAUGGACCACACUGCCCUCCUCCUCACGGACAUCAUCACCCACAUCAUCCUCCCCAUCAUGGACCACGCUGCCCUCCUCCUCAUGGACAUCACCAUCCACACCAUCCUCCCCAUCAGGGGCCACACUGCCCUCAUGGACAUCACCACCCACCUCCUCCUCCUCAGGAGGAACCAGAGCACCCCUCUUCCACUCCUCUCCAUGACAAACAACAGAGUCCUCCUCUUAUUCAAGAGAAAUCUGAUUUUCCCAAUUCCACUCCUCCUCCCUAUGAUGAGCAAUAUAGCCCUCCUCCUCCUCCCCAUCAUGGACCACACUAUCCUCCUCGUCACGGACAUCAUCACCCACACCAUCCUCCCCAUCAUGGACCACACUGCCCACCUCCUCAUGGACAUCAUCACCCACACCAUCCUCCCCAUCAUGGACCACAUCACCCUCCUCCUCAUGGACAUCAUCACCCACACCACCCUCCCCAUCAUGGACCACACUGCCCUCCUCCCCCUCCCCCUCCCGGACACCAUCCUUACCUCUAUCAUCACUAUCACAGGCAUCAUUGCAACAAGACACACACAUCUGGAAAGUACUUUCCAUUCCAAGUAACUGGAUCUGUCUAUCGCAUUCCAGUUCUAAAUAUGCAAGAUUCUCUCACACCUCCCAGUGCAAAAUUUCCUGAGUUAUCACCUCUUGGCCCUCAUAGCACUGAUGAAGGUACUCCCUUCACUGACUCAAGUCUAAGGGAGAUUCCAGAAGCUCCACAUUUUCCAGAUCACCCUUCACAAUCAAAGUCAUGCCCAGGAAAACCUAAACUUGAUCUUCCAAAAAUUUUGCCUUUACUUCCACUUAAGUCCAUGGCAGAAAGUCUUGAAUGACCCCAGAGAAAGAUAUUCCUGACUCGAGGGUUGCAGGCCUAUGACCAAUGCACAGUGAAUGAUAAAAGCAUAUGGUAAAGAGGGAAAAGCAUACAAUUUCCAGGGAGGAGAAGCACUGACAUCACUGAUUAAGACAAGUAUUCCAACUUGUUUCUUGAUCCCAGCUAUCUCAGACUCCCACUAUAACUGAAAGAAAGAUUCAAAAGUUUGAGUCUUUCAAGUAAUGUGACUGGGUAGAAAUCUCAAUCAGUUCAACUGUAUGUUCUUUUCUGAGGAAGUAUGAUCAUCUUCCAUAAAAAAAAAAUCCAUGGCACUACAUUACACUUCAUAAAAAUCCAAAGAAAAUAAAAUCAUGUAAUCAUUUCUUUCUUGACACAGUUGCUAAAGUUUUGUCUUUUUUUACUACAGAUGUUUAGCAGCACAUUCAAUACCCAUGAGGCAUACUCCAACAUAAACUGAUUAAUGGUGUUACCAGGUCAUCUAGAAGAGGUCUGAGUAUAGUUAAUGAGUUGUGGUGUAGCACAACAGCUGGUCUGUACAGGUGCUUCCAUUACUACAGAUACUGGUGGAAAUAUAUAAAAAAUACUGCAUUCAAGUACAGCCCUUUUCAAAUAGUUCAUAACUGCUCCCAGGGGAGGGAAAAAGCAAAGACAUGUAAUAACUCUUCCAGGUAAAUGUUUUUGUUGUUGUUGUUUUUAAAUCAAUGAACCACUUGCCAGCUGUACUGUAAGCCGCAUCGAAAGAAGGGGACCAAUAGGGCAAGGAAGAUAACUGUCCCCCUCUACUCUGCCCUCAUAAGGCCUCAUCUGGAGUACCGUGUCCAAGCCUAGGCCCCCCCAGCACAAGAAGGAUGUGGAGCUAUUGGAGGGUGUCUAGAGGAAAGCCACAAGGACAACGAAAGGGCUGGAAUACCUCUACUACAAAGAAAGGUUGAGGGGGUUGAGCUUGUUUUGUGCAGAAGAGAAGGCUCCAGGGAGAGCUCACUGUGGCCCUCCAGUACUUGAAGGGAGCUUAUGUGCUCUGAUAGUGAUAGGACAAGGCAGAAUGGCUUUCAACUAACAGAAGGGAGAUAUAGGUGAGAUGUUAGGAAAAAAAUAUUACUCAGAGGGUGGUGAGGCACAGGCUGCCCAGAGGAGCCAUGGAUGCCCAAUGCCUGGAGGUGCCUAAAUCCAGAUUGCAUGGAGCCCUGGACAGCCUGAUCUGGUGGGGUCAACUCUGCUCACAGCAGGAGGUUGGAAUUUGAUGACCGUUCAGGUCUCUUUCAACCGAAGUCAUUCUGUGAUACUAUGACUCUAAGAAUCUUUCUUUCUGCUGGCAAUUUAGUUGGGAGGAGCAGGAAGAAAGGGCUCUAAAAAUCUCUUUGUA